Messenger RNA from Thlaspi arvense, 5907 nucleotides. NCBI's taxonomy places the organism in Eukaryota, Viridiplantae, Streptophyta, Magnoliopsida, Brassicales, Brassicaceae. The record is from the annotation of a GenBank genome assembly.
AUGGUUAUUCUUGAUAGCAUUGUCUCCAUGGGACUGGGCGUUGACCCAUCUGUGGCUAUAACGGCUCUGAUUCUGGCCAUUCUUGUGGUUCCGAUGGGUUGCCAAAGGCCUAGAGUGGUGAACCUCGGCGCUGUUUUCUCUUUUGAUUCGGUUAUCGGAAGAGCUGCAAAAGUAGCUCUCGAGGCAGCUGUCUUCGAUGUGAACGCUGAUACUAGCAUUCUCAAAGAUACGGAGCUACGGCUGCUCAUGGAGGACUCUUCCUGCAAUGUCUUUCAUGGAUCCUUCGGAGCUUUUGACGUGCUUGAGAAAGAAGUGGUGGCAAUGAUCGGUCCAAUUUCAUCCUCCAUCGCUCAUACAUUGUCAGAUAUUGCGAAAGGGCUCCAGUUUCCUCUCGUCUCAUUUGCAGCAACUGAUCCAACUCUCUCUGCCCUACAGUUUCCUUUCUUUCUUCGGACCACACCUGAUGAUGCCCACCAAAUGUCUGCCCUUGUGGAUCUUAUCAAUUUUCAUGGAUGGAAAGAGGUGAUAGCAGUUUACUCAGAUGAUGAGCUCGGAAGAAAUGGAGUUUCUGCUCUAGAUGAUGAACUGUACAAGAAAAGAUCCAGGAUUUCCUAUAAAGUGCCACUCUCAGUGCAUUCUGAUGAAAAGUCCGUUGCUGAUGCUUUGGAAAAAUCCAAGUCCCUCGGUCCUCGAGUCUAUAUUCUUCAUUUUGGCCCUGACCCAUUGCUCAGAAUAUUUGGUAUAGCGCAAAAGCUGCAGAUGAUGACCAAUGAAUACGUAUGGCUCGCCACAGACUGGCUCUCGGUUACCUUAGAUUCUUCUUUGAGGGACAAAGGUACUUUUAAGCGUCUUGAAGGAGUAGUGGGGCUUCGUCAACACAUCCCAAAAUCCGUAAAGAUGCAGAAAUUCACACAUAAACUGAAGAGCAACAGAUCAAUGAAUGCAUACACGUUCCAUGCCUAUGAUACCGUGUGGAUGAUUGCAUACGGCAUCGAGAAAAUGCUGAAUGAAGGAAUCAACAUAACAUUCUCUUACUCCGAGAAGUUAAUUCAGGCAGAAGGAACUAAACUGCACCUGGACAGAGUCAAAAUUUUCAACAGCGGGGAGCUACUACUUAAGAAACUUCUGCAGGUGAACUUCACUGGUAUAGCUGGUCAAGUUCAGUUUGGUUUUGGUCGAAAUGUCAUUGGCUGUGACUAUGAAGUCAUCAAUGUAGACAAAACCGGUGUUCAUACGGUGGGUUUCUGGAAAAAUGGAAGCUUUUCAGUUGUAUCCCCAGAUUCCCGACAAGCACAUAAGAAGACUGGCUUUGUUUCUGAAGAAAAACUUGGUCACAUAACCUGGCCUGGUGGUGGCCGUGAAAAGCCACGUGGUUGGGUCAUUGCAGAUUCCGCAAAUCCAUUGAAGAUUGGUGUCCCAAACAGAGUGAGCUUUGUCGAGUUUGUGGCCGAAGAAAAGAACAGUAGCCAUCGGAUCCAAGGAUUAUGCAUCGACGUCUUCAUUGAAGCAUUGAAGCUCGUCCCUUACAGUGUUCCUUACAUAUUUGAGUCAUUCGGGAAUGGCGAUUCAAGCCCCAAUUACAAUCAGCUUAUUCAAAUGGUGACGGAUGGCAUAUAUGAUGCAGCCGUUGGGGAUAUUGCAAUAGUGCCAAGCCGGUCCAAAUUAGUAGAUUUCUCGCAGCCUUAUGCUUCCACAGGCCUUGUGGUGGUGAUUCCGACUAACGACGACAAUGCGACUUGGAUCUUCCUGAGACCUUUCACCAUCCGGUUAUGGUGUGUUGUUCUAGCUUCAUUUCUGGUUAUUGCCGUAGUCAUCUGGAUCCUCGAACAUCGCAUCAAUAAAGAUUUCAGAGGGCCACCCCGAAGACAACUCAUCACAAUGAUCUUGUUCAGCUUCUCAACUCUUUUCAAGAGAAAUCAGGAAGAUACAAUAAGCAAUCUAGCGAGACUAGUGAUGAUUGUAUGGCUCUUCCUAUUGAUGGUUCUAACCGCGAGCUACACAGCAAACCUCACAUCAAUCCUCACAGUUCAACAACUUCCCUCGGCCAUUACCGGCAUCGACAGCUUGCGGGCAAGUGGGGUGCCAAUCGGUUACCAGUCUGGGACCUUCACUUUAGAGUACUUAACCUACAGUCUUGGCAUAGCUCGGUCUAGGUUGGUUCCACUUGACUCGACUGAGGAGUAUGAAAGGGCACUAAAGCUAGGACCAACCGCUCUCAGAGGCGUAGCUGCCAUUGUUGACGAGCUCCCUUACAUUGAACUGUUCCUAGCGGAACGGACGGGUUUCAAAAUCGUCGGAGAGCCCUUUAUGCACCGUGGUUGGGGAUUUGCGUUUAAGAGAGAUUCUCCACUGGCUAUAGACAUGUCAACAGCGAUCUUGAAACUAUCCGAGACGAGAAAAUUGCAAGAGAUUAGGAAGAAAUGGUUAUGCAAGACGACUUGCGCAGAGAAAUCAGAUUGGAACUCAGAGCCAAACCAGCUUCAUCUCAAGAGCUUCAAAGGGUUGUACCUUGUGUGCAUCGCAAUCACGGUCUCUGCGUUUUUGGUGUUUGUUCUCAGGAUGAUACGCCAGUUCGUGCGGUACAGACGGAUGGAGAGGACAAGCUCGACGCCACGACCUUCUUGGUCGUCUUCUCCUACAGUGCGUUUAAGGGAAUUGGUGUUUGAUUUCGUGGAGUUUGUGGAUAAGAAAGAAGAAGCCAUCAAGAGAAUGUUCAGACAGAGUGGUGAUGAUUCUAACAACCCAUCUCAUGUUGUGGAAGUCCAGUCUGAUUCUGAGGGUAUUAGUUUAUCGCCAUCAUCCAUGGAAUGGGUAUAUCAUGAGCCCUUAAAAAUCAGACCUUUCGGUUCGAAAAUCCGACGAAAGAUGGGAUUUUUCGUGAUGAUUAGUGGUGUUUCCAUGGGAGUGAUGCUCCUAUGUGUUUCUGGGUUUUGGGUUUUACCAACGGAAGGUGCUGGAAGAGAAAGUUUCUCAAGAAACUCUUCUUCUUCUUCACGGCCAAGCUCUGUCAACGUUGGAGCUCUGUUUACUUAUGAUUCUUUCAUCGGAAGAGCAGCCAAACCUGGGUUUAUGACGGCCAUUGACGACGUUAAUGCUGAUCCGGUUAUUCUCAGGGGAACCAAGCUCAAUGUUGUCUUUCAUGACGCAAAUUGCAGUGGAUUUGUUGGUUCCAUGGGAGUGGUUUUGCUGUAUUUGGAAAUGAGGAAGAAGGUAAUGGAGAACAAGGUGGUUGCAGCCAUUGGUCCACAAUCUUCAGGAAUCGGUCACAUAAUCUCCCAUGUAGCUAAUGAGCUCCAUGUACCUCUCUUGUCAUUUGCAGCAACAGACCCGACUCUUUCUUCGCUUCAGUACCCUUAUUUCCUUCGUACCACACAGAACGACUACUUCCAGAUGAAUGCGAUCGCUGAUUUUGUAUCCUACUGCCGAUGGAGAGAAGUUGUUGCCAUCUUUGUAGACGAUGAGUAUGGUAGGAACGGGAUAUCUGUACUAGGCGAUGCUUUAGCCAAGAAACGUGCCAAGAUCUCUUACAAGGCUGCAUUUACACCUGGUGCAGAUAAUAGCUCAAUCAGUGACUUAUUGGUUUCUGUUAAUAUGAUGGAAUCUCGCAUCUUUGUUGUUCAUGUGAAUCCUGAUUCGGGUUUAAACGUAUUCUCUGUCGCCAAGUCUCUUGGAAUGAUGGGAAGUGGCUACGUCUGGAUCGCCUCUGAUUGGCUUCGUACAGCUUUGGAUUCCAUGGAACCGUUGGAUCCCAAAACUUUGAAUCUCUUGCAAGGAGUGGUUGCUUUUCGCCAUUACACACCUGAGAGUAACAAGAAGAGAGAGUUUAAAGCAAAAUGGGAAAACCUUAGAUCCAAGGAGAGUUCAGGAGGUGUUGAUGGCUUCAAUUCUUAUGCAAUGUAUGCUUAUGAUUCUGUUUGGUUGGUGGCUCGUGCUCUCGAUGUUUUCUUCGGCGAAGGAAAUACAGUGACUUUCUCCAGUGAUCCGAAUCUGAGGAAAACCAACGGUAGCAACAUCAAGUUAUCAGCACUUAACGUCUUCAAUGAAGGUGAGAGAUUCCUGCAGCUCAUUCAUGAGAUGAAUUAUACAGGUCUGACCGGACAAAUCGAGUUUGAUUCGGAGAAGAACCGGAAAAAUCCAGCAUACGACAUUGUAAACAUACAGAGCAGAGGUCUACAUAGAGUCGGGUACUGGACAAAUCACACAGGUUUCUCAGUCGAGCCACCGGAGAGAUUAUACUCUAAGCCUCCAAACACAUCUGCAGAACAUCAACGUCUUAAUGAGAUCAUAUGGCCAGGGGAAGCAACAAAGGCACCUCGGGGUUGGGUUUUCGCUGACAAUGGAGAGCCGCUCAAAAUCGGUGUGCCUAACCGUGUGAGUUACAAAAACUACGCCUCUAAAGACAACAACCCGCUUGGUGUUAAAGGCUAUUGCAUCGACAUCUUUGAAGCUGCGGUUCAAUUGCUUCCGUAUCCCGUCCCACGUACUUAUAUACUAUAUGGAGACGGGAAGAGGAAUCCUUCAUAUGACAAUCUCAUAAGCGAAGUUGCUGCAAAUAAUUUCGAUGUAGCUGUUGGGGAUGUUACAAUCGUUACAAACAGAACCAAGUUUGUAGAUUUCACGCAGCCAUUUAUGGAAUCAGGGCUCGUGGUGGUAGCUCCAGUGAAGGGGGCCAAGUCUAGUCCUUGGUCGUUCUUGAAGCCAUUCACUGUAGAGAUGUGGGCUGUGACUGGAGCCUUGUUUCUCUUUGUGGGAGCCAUCAUUUGGAUUCUUGAACACCGCUUUAAUGAAGAAUUUCGCGGACCUCCUAGGCGUCAAAUCAUCACCAUUUUCUGGUUUAGCUUCUCAACGAUGUUCUUCUCUCACAGAGAGAACACGGUGAGCUCGUUGGGGAGGUUUGUGCUACUCAUAUGGUUAUUCGUGGUUCUGAUCAUCAACUCAAGCUACACGGCCAGUCUCACUUCGAUCCUCACCGUUCAACAGCUAACAUCUCGGAUAGAAGGAAUGGAUAGUCUAAUAGCAAGCAACGAACCCAUUGGAGUCCAAGACGGUACCUUCGCGUGGAAGUAUCUGGUCAAUGAACUUAACAUAGCUCCAUCAAGAAUCGUUCCGCUGAAAGACGAAGCAGAAUAUCUCUCUGCUCUUCAACGUGGUCCCAGAGGCGGUGGCGUUGCAGCCAUUGUCGACGAGCUUCCUUACAUCAAAGCUUUAUUGUCAAACAGCAACUGCAAGUUCCGUACAGUUGGACAGGAAUUCACCCGGACAGGCUGGGGAUUUGCUUUCCAGAGAGAUUCUCCUUUAGGUGUGGACAUGUCGACAGCGAUCCUGCGGCUGUCUGAAGAAGGAAAACUGGAGAAAAUCCGCAAGAAAUGGCUUACCUACAGCCACGAAUGCUCAAUGCAGAUUUCAGACACAGAGAACUAUCAAAUCUCGCUACAGAGCUUCUGGGGUCUGUUCCUAAUCUGUGGCAUCGUUUGGUUCUUUGCACUGACGCUCUUCUGCUGGAAAGUUUUCUGGCAAUGCCAACGGUUAAAACCAGAAGAAGACAGUGGUGAAGCAAAGGCGAGCGAAGAAGCCAGUUCUUCUAGAUCAGGGAGAAGUUUGAGGGCGGCGAGUUUCAAGAACUUGAUCAGAGUUGUUGAUAAGAGAGAAGCAGAGGUCAAGGAGAUGCUUAAGCAGAAGAGCAGUAAGAAACUCAAAGCUAGCCAAAGCUCAGCUGAGAAUUCGCAGUCAAAAGAUCUUGAAACUCCAUAGAGACGGUUAAAUAGAUAAAAAGUUACACAAUGUGUUAAAAUCACUACAGAUACAAGAAAAAACAUCACUUAGAAAGGUAAAUAGAUUUGUAAUAAGGUUUUGUUAUGGGACCUUAACCAAAAAGAUAAAAAUGCAAUUUUGUUUUCCCAUACAAAA